Molecule: messenger RNA, 330 nt
Organism: Didymodactylos carnosus
Lineage: Eukaryota; Metazoa; Rotifera; Eurotatoria; Philodinida; Philodinidae
Source: the annotation of a GenBank genome assembly
AUGUUAGAUUUGUCACAUGUUCAAAUUUUGGUAAAAAUAUCGGUACUCGUUGUCCAGUUAAACAAAUUGAAUAUAUUGAUGAAAACGGCGCAAGUUAUUGAUUGUUAUUUUCAACGUCAAGAAAAGAAAGAUGAAUCGAAAGGUUUAGUUGAAUUAUGUAAAGAUCUAGAUAUUCAAUUACCAGAUAAAGCUAAGUUAAAGGAAAUGCAUGAAAUACUUUCAACACAUCGAGCGUUUCAAAAUGUUAUAAAACUUGAAAUGCUGGCGGUUAAAUAUAGUCUUGAAUUGCUCGCACCUUAUUUACCUAACCCGUCACCAUCAUCCUCGUGA